Messenger RNA from Colius striatus (speckled mousebird), 3257 nucleotides. It is a transcript of the gene SEMA4B, whose product is annotated as semaphorin 4B. The transcript is spliced from 15 exons. Bases 109 to 2610 code for a protein of 833 amino acids. NCBI's taxonomy places the organism in Eukaryota, Metazoa, Chordata, Aves, Coliiformes, Coliidae. Gene Ontology annotation, biological process: semaphorin-plexin signaling pathway; negative chemotaxis; positive regulation of cell migration. The record is from RefSeq and is a predicted model, not a curated record. Gene Ontology annotation, molecular function: semaphorin receptor binding; chemorepellent activity.
AAGCACAGGGGGAGCAGGAAGGGAGCCAGAGCUGAGGAGGGAGGAAAGGGCACCACCAGCAGCCCCCGUCCCUGAGCACCAGGUCUGCGGCGCCCGGCCCGGCGCGGGAUGGCGGCGCGGCCCGGCCUGGCGCGGGCGCUGCUGCCGGCGCUGCUGCUGCUGGCGGCCGCGCAGGAGCCCGUCCCGAGGGUCAGUCUGCCCUACGACUCAGCCGAGCGGGUCGUGCGGCGGUUCGAGGCGCCCGGCGUGUCCAACUACACGGCUCUGCUGCUGAGCCCGGACGGCAGCACCCUCUACCUGGGGGCACGUGAGCUGCUCGUCGCCAUCAACACCAGCCGCUUCCAGCCUGGGGCACCGGCUCGCAGGCUGCUGUGGAGUGCGGAUGAGGAGAAGAAGAGACAGUGUGUAUUCAAGGGCAAGGACCCACAGAGAGACUGUCACAACUACAUCAAGAUGCUUCUGCAGCUGAACAGCACCCACCUCUACACCUGUGGCACCUGCGCCUUCAGCCCAGCCUGUGCCUAUAUCAACGUACAACACUUCAGCCUGGAGCGGGACGCGUCGGGGAAGGUGCUGCUGGAGGACGGGAAGGGACGCUGCCCCUUCGACCCCGAGUACCGGUCCACGGCCGUCAUGGUCGACGGUGAGCUGUACGCUGGGACUGUCAGCAACUUCCAGGGCAACGAGCCGACCAUCUACCGCAGCCAGGAGAGCCGCAUCGCCCUCAAGACAGAGAACUCCCUCAACUGGCUGCAGGACCCAGUCUUCGUGGGCUCAGCCUACCUGCGGGAGAGCCUGCCUGCUGGCAACCCUGAGGGCGACGAUGACAAGGUCUACUUCUUCUUCAGCGAGACCGGCAAGGAGUUCGACUACUUUGAGAACACCAUCGUGUCCCGCAUCGCACGCGUGUGCAAGGGGGACCAGGGCGGGGAGCGUGUGCUGCAGCGGCGGUGGACGACCUUCCUGAAGGCACAGCUGCUCUGCUCUCACCCCGAGGAUGGAUUCCCCUUCAACGUGCUGCAGGACGUCUUCGUGCUCACCCCGGGGGAGCUGCGCUGGAGGGAGACGCUCUUCUAUGGGGUCUUCACCUCGCAGUGGAACAAAGGUGGCCUGGGCAGCUCGGCCGUGUGCGCCUUCACCAUGCGCAGCGUGCAGCAGGCCUUCAGCGGGCUCUACAAGGAGGUGAACCGCGAGACGCAGCAGUGGUACACAGACACUGGCCCGGUGCCUGAGCCCCGGCCAGGCUCGUGCGUCACCAGCCACACGCGGCACCUGAAGAUCAACUCGUCGCUGCAGAUGCCGGACCGGGUGCUGAACUUCAUCAAGGACCACUUCCUGAUGGACAGCCCCGUGCGCAGCCAGCCGCUGCUGCUGCAGAGCCGCCUGCGCUACCAGCAGAUCGGCGUGCACCGCGCACAGGGCCUGCACGGCACCUACGACGUCCUGUUCCUGGGCACGGAUGAUGGGCGGCUGCACAAGGCUGUGCGCGUCAAUCACGGCGUGCACAUCAUCGAGGAGAUCCGCCUCUUCCCCGCUGGACAGCCUGUUCUGCAGCUGCUGCUGGACCACGACCAGGGCCUGGUCUACACAGCCACCUACACGGCAGUGGCUCAGGUGCCCUUCGCCAACUGCAGCCUGUACCGCAGCUGCGGGGAGUGUGUGCUGGCGCGGGACCCCUUCUGCGCCUGGAGCCGGAGCCUCUGCCGCCGGACCACCCCGCACUCCCUGGCGCACCCCCAGCUCUGGGCACAGGACAUCGAGUACGCUGACACGGAGCGGCUUUGCCAGCGAACCAACACCUCCCAGCCCCGGCCCCGUGUCCUCCUGCCCCCAGCCUCAGUCACCCCGUGCCAGCGGAUCCAGCUGCUGCCCAACGCGGUGCAGCCACUGCCUUGCCGGCUGCUCUCCAACCUGGCCUCACGGCGCUGGCUGCAUGACGGGGUGCCCGUCAACGCCUCCUACCUGGUGCUGCCUGACGGGGCCCUCAUCCUGGUGGGCAGCGCCGAGCGGGCGGGCACCUACGAGUGCUGGUCACUGGAGGAGGGCUUCCGCAAGCUGAUGGCCAGCUACUGCGUGGCUGUGGACGAGCCGGCCCAUGGGCCCCUAGACCCCGGCAGGAAGGUGGCCGCCGGCCGGGACGCGCUGGAGACCGUCAGCACGUCGCGGAGCACCUCGGCGGUGGGCAGCGCCGCGGCCCGGCUGGAUGGCAAGACCUACUGGACUGAGUUCCUGGUGAUGUGCGUGCUCUUCGCCGCCGCCGUCCUCGUGCUGGCCCUCUUCCUCCUGCACCGGCACCGCGAUGGCAUGAAAGCCUUGCUGGAGCCCGGCGACCCCGCACGGCACCAGAAGCCGCCCCGCAAGCCCGUGGAGAGCCUGCCCCUGAACGGCAGCAACCUGCCCACCGCCGUGCCCGAGCACAAGGGCUACCAGGCCCUGCAGGACAACUACAUCGUCAGCACCCCCGUGCACGAGCCCACAGCCCCGCCCCGCGCCUUCUCCGAGUCGGAGAAGAGGCCCCUCCACGUCCGGGACAGCUUUGUGGAGGUGUCUCCUGCCUGCCAAAGACCCCGGGUGCGCCUGGGCUCCGAGAUCCAGGACUCGGUGGUGUGACAGGGGCGAGAGCCGAGCCCUCGUCCAUGACCGCCUCUGCUCUGCUGAGCCUCGCUGGACCGCGGCCGGGGUCCGUGUUGUCUGUGUGUGCAUGCCUGGAGCCCACGGCACCCACCCAGCCUGCGGGGACGGCCCCACCACGAGCUCCCCGGGCACCGCCUCAGCUGCUCCGGUCCCACUCCUUGGGACAGUGCCAGCGGCUCCGGGAGUGAGGGCUGCCGUGUGCCUUCCAGGGACGUGCGGGACUGUUCCUCCCCCUCUGUGUCCACCCCCCCACCGUGGGGACAGACGCGGUGCCUGGUUGGGGCUGCCGGCGUGGCCCCGGCUCUGCCCGCUCCACGGGGCCCUGGCCCCUCUAUGCAGAGGGCAGGAGGGGGCAGCCACAGCCCCCUUGCGCCCUGACUCACUGUGAUGCCCCAUGGCGGGACCCGGAGCCACGUGUGCAGCCGGGUGGUGCCGGCAGUGCCGCUGUGGCAUGUGCUGUGUGUCUGUGCUUGGUUCGUUUUUAAUACGUUGAAAAUGUGAAUCGUGUCCCGGGGAGGGAGCGGGGGCCCCGUGCCAGGCUGGGCAGGGACCUGCCCCCGCGGCCCCGUGUGCGUGUGCAGAAACGUCCGUGGUUUUUAUAUAAAGUCCAGGUGUCUCCUUUG